Messenger RNA from Mesitornis unicolor (brown roatelo), 923 nucleotides. Its product is annotated as receptor tyrosine-protein kinase erbB-4-like. Gene Ontology annotation, cellular component: signaling receptor complex; basal plasma membrane. Gene Ontology annotation, molecular function: ATP binding; transmembrane receptor protein tyrosine kinase activity; epidermal growth factor receptor binding. NCBI's taxonomy places the organism in Eukaryota, Metazoa, Chordata, Aves, Mesitornithiformes, Mesitornithidae. The record is from RefSeq and is a predicted model, not a curated record. The annotation marks the transcript as partial. Gene Ontology annotation, biological process: positive regulation of kinase activity; cell surface receptor protein tyrosine kinase signaling pathway; protein phosphorylation. The transcript is spliced from 7 exons.
CUGCCGAUGGAAUGGUGUGUAAUGAGUUAUGCUCAAGCGAUGGCUGCUGGGGACCAGGGCCAGACCAGUGUCUCUCCUGCAAGCGCUUCAUCCGGGGAAGGACCUGCAUAGACUCUUGCAACCUCUACGAUGGGGAAUUUCGAGAAUUUGCAAAUGGUUCCGUCUGCGUGGAGUGUGAUCCUCAGUGUGAGAAGAUGGAAGAGAACAUGAUUACAUGCUACGGGCCGGGACCUGACCACUGCACGAAGUGUUUCCAUUUUAAAGAUGGUCCAAAUUGUGUGGAAAAAUGUCCUGAUGGCUUACAGGGGGCCAACAGCUUCAUUUUCAAAUACGCCGAUGAGGACCGUGAGUGCCAUCCGUGUCAUCCAAACUGCACCCAAGGAACCCCUCUGAUUGCUGCGGGAGUUAUCGGUGGCCUCUUCAUCAUCGUCAUUGUGGGCUUGACGUUUGCCGUGUACGUUCGGCGCAAAAGCAUUAAAAAGAAGCGAGCGUUGCGAAGAUUCCUGGAGACUGAGCUUGUGGAGCCCUUGACUCCAAGUGGCACAGCACCUAACCAAGCACAGCUUCGUAUCCUGAAGGAAACUGAGCUGAAAAGAGUCAAGGUUCUUGGCUCUGGAGCCUUUGGGACUGUAUACAAGGGCAUUUGGGUCCCUGAGGGAGAAACUGUGAAGAUUCCUGUGGCCAUUAAGAUCCUUAACGAGACCACUGGUCCGAAAGCCAACGUAGAGUUUAUGGAUGAAGCUCUUAUCAUGGCCAGCAUGGACCAUCCACACCUGGUAAGGCUCCUGGGUGUCUGCUUGAGCCCGACCAUUCAACUUGUCACUCAGCUGAUGCCUCACGGCUGCCUCUUGGACUAUGUUCAUGAACACAAGGAUAACAUUGGCUCCCAGCUUCUGCUAAACUGGUGUGUCCAAAUAGCUAAG